CCAAAUAUCACACAAUGGUGGAUAACAGCGAGGAGGACUAAGUAACUGAGUGCACCAUGUACAUAGUGUUCCUUGAUGCUGGCUUACCAUUGUGUCUCAGUCUCAGUCAAACUGGUCGGUGAGUCUAAAUUUAGCCCUCUACCAGGCCAGCUUGUUGAAAAAUUGAUCGAUAGUGAAGUCGCUGCUAUAGUAACAGUCGCAGUUUUAAUGGUGGUCAGGUGUCAUCGGAUCCCCAGCCAAGCAGAUAGUGAAGGAGAGAGCAGGCUGCAGCCACAUGGAAAAACGGAGCUGCCUAUAAAGGCACUGAAAUGUCCAGGGGCGGUAAUAGAACAGAUAAGGUAAGGCUUCUCGAAGCCGGAGUAACUGUGUGUGUUUAAUGAGGACGAAAUGAGACAGGACAAGACAUGUGGAGAUGCAUCAACACAUUGUUGGCAUAGCCAUGUCAUCAUUGCAGAGACAAUCUACUGUGUGUGUGUGUGUGUGUGCUUCUUAUCUGCAGGCCGAUGACAAGGUGGAGCAGUGUGGCCGGGGCAGCUGGUGGCUGGGAACACUGAAAGUAGGUGUCACACUGCAGGAUGGGUUCAUGAUCUGUAUACACCAGCUUCUGUGCAGAGACACACAUAGUCCUAAAGAAGAGAGAACAACAUGAGUAGACAAAGUCAAACUUCCAUCAAUGGAUUACACUUCUAUUGUCUGUCUGUCUGGAAUAAAUUCAAACCCUGACACAGCCUUGAGUCCAACCCCUGUGUGCCUGACAGUGCAUGCUGGGUAAUAAUGCAAAGACCUAAUUAAUUAUCAGGUUAUCUUAAUGUGAUCCCAGCCUUUAUGCUCCAUUGUUAACCAGCUGCUGUCUUCUUUUCAUGAAUGGAUCAUGUACAGCUGACAAUAGGCGAGGUGGCUUGACAAUUAGUCUUUGUGUAUGAACAGCGAGCAUGGCUUUGAAUGCAAAGGAGAGCUUACAGAGACAGGCGUUUGAAAUAGGGGCUCUGGUUCCAGGCUGUUUAGGCCUGGAGUAAAAGACAUCUUCUGGAUAUGUCCAGAUAUAAUUAUACACUAAAAUAAGGAAAGGAAAAAAAACAUUUGUAUCUGGGCUUAUGGAAUAAUUGAAUUUCAUGCUGUGACUAUACAUAUAUACAUUAUUUAUAUUUAUAUAUUUACCGUGCUCUAGCAGUGUGCAACAGUAGACAUGCUACCAAUAACAUGCAAACAUCCCACUGAGCAUUUUUUAUUCUAAAAGAGGUCUUAUAGACAUCUAAAUGUAGCCUAGACAACUCGUCUAAAAUCAGGCUACCACAGGUCUAAAAAUGAACAUUUUUUAGACGUCUAAAUUUACACCAAGUUUAGACUAAGUCUAAAGUCUAAAUCUGGGCUACAUCUAUACUACACUGUAUAUUGCACAACGGCUAUCAUAAUUAUUUUGGUUAAGUACCUAAAGACCAGUUAUGCAACUCAAAGUUGAUUUUUGAAAUAAAUAGUUAUUGAAUAAUGGGUUAAAGUGCAACGUCUAAAUUCUGUCAAAAAACAUACAGAAUCUAGACGGUUGAAAUUAGGUCUAAAAAAAAAAACUAGACGUCUAAUAGCUGUGCAUUGCUCAGUGGGAUAAACCUUUCUCAGAUGGGUUAAGCACUGAUAUUGUCCCAAAAUGGCUCUGCUAAGACACUAAAACAGCAUUAUGAAAAAAUACUUAAAGAUCUUUACAAGUUUUGAUGAUCCUCAACCAAACUUGGGCUGAAAAAGUGUCUGUUUAUCUCUAAUAUUCACCUCCAUGCACUGCAAAUAGAGCUUAAAGACUUGAAUGGUGUUUGAGUGCCAUUUUCAAAAUAUGCCAUCAAUCACACAACUUUUAAACCACCCCUAGCAUUGUCUUCCGGUUUAUACUCUUAGAAAAGAGCUUUAUUCUAACCCCCUAUGGAAAAACACGUACUGCUGUGUCUGUGCCCAUAUAAGAUGAUAAUACUGAAGAGAUAAUGUAUUGGUUAGGCUCAGCGAAGAACCAACUCAUCAAACUGCUCUUCUCUCACCUCCUCCCAGGACACACCAAACCCAGGUCUCUAUCACAUCCGGGAUUUCAUUGAAGAAGCUGAACUAAACCCUGUGAAGAAGACCUAUGGGUUCAAGGGUGUGGGGAGGAAAUCCCAAACUAUGGGGGUACGUAAGGGGGACCUGCUUCUACCAGGAGCAUAUGACUGCACUGACUCCAUCCAGGAACUUCUGAUGCGCCAGGCUUCCUACUCCUUUAAAAACUGUCCACGACCUGACGUUAUCACCUUGGGUAUCAGGGACAAGGUAGGGUUCAAACAUGAGCAUACCUUACCUUGCUGAUAAAAUGCAUCUGACCCAGACAGUGUGAAUAAAAUACCAUCUAAUCAGUGAUCUGGCCAUAUUUAAUAGGAACACAGAGGUGGAUAUCUGUGAGGAUUUAACUGACUAAAAAUACCAAGGAACUUGAAACUUGUUCAGGUUCCCGUUUCCUUUAUCCUUCUUAUCAAGUAUAAGAAAGGACUUGUAUUCAAAGCAUGCCUGUGUGGGAAUGCCUAUCCCUAAUAGAGCAUGCAAGACAGCAUGCAAAUGAUUAAGAUUUUUAAAUGUUUUAAAACAGAUUUGCCAAUGGUUUUUGAGGAAGAAGAUUCAUUCACAACAAUUGUUGGUAGGAUGCAAGUGGCUAUGAAUACAUACAAAACUCAAUAUGCAGAGAGAACUCCCAGGGGUUGAAGUAAAGAACUGGAGGAACUAUAGGUGACUACAUGGGGGUUAGCACCAUUUUGAGGGGUGUCCGAAAUCUCAGUGAUCAAUUCCAGUGCCCUAUAUAGGCAACUCAAAAUUUCCCAUAGAGCAUUGCAAAAUGUAGUGACCAUCCGAUGGUCACUCACCGGUGGUGGGCAUCCCGUCAUGCAUUGCGUGAUUCCAUGUAGUGUCCAAAACCUCCGGUAACUGAGUUCAAUACAUAGUCAACUAAAUAGUAAAAUCCCACAUGGGGGUUAGGGGUUAGGGAUUGAGUGAUUCAUUUCGGACACAGCCAUUAAAAAACUCGAGCAUGAACACUCAAAUUUCUAAAUCAUACAAGUUCUCAAAAAUGUUUCUUUACUCAUUUGGUUUGAAAUGUGAACAAAGUCAUUUGUAGCAGGCCUGUUACCCCUACAGCAGCUACGUCUUGGUAAACAAAAAGCAGCCCAAUAGUGAAGGGAGCUGAAGACACUUCUGGGCUGUCUGGCAGGCCAGAACUUAAAACAGAUUUUGGUCCUACCUCGUGACAACUUCUAACAACAUGACAUGUUCUCACAUUACCUCUACUAGCUAACCUGUAUAAUCAAGUAAGCUAGGUUGUAUCAGCAAAAAAGGGAAAAAAUAGAAUAAAAGGAAAAACUCAACUGCAGAAUAUUGAAUAAACUUUUGCAACAUUAUUUUGCACACCAGCUUACCACGAACAAGUGGUAGAUGGUCAAGUUUUGUCUGUUGUAACUUCAUCAGUUGUCUGACCUCUUUAACUCGUCUACACUGCUGUCACAAGAAGAGAUGUUAAGGUGACGCCACAGUAGGCUUCACUUACUGUUGGAACAAACAAAUUGAUCCGUUGAUUCGUCUACAUUAGCACUUUGUCAUGUUGUCUGAAGCCAAAGUAGGCUUGUUAUAUAAGAAAUUAUGAAUGGCAUUAAUAGAUUUUACUGAUAGUCUUUAAUACACGGUUGAUUUUUUCAAGUAUACAUAAAUGUGUCUUUUUUAAACCGGCUGUGGCUUUUCAGCUCUCUGCCUUCGAGCAAAUGCACCUGCAGCAGACUUCCUUGAAGCUGAAGAUGUAACACUGAAAAAAAAAUGGGCUGCUCAUAGUGAUACUGACAUUUUUUAAACCUUUCUUUGAUUUUCCCCUGCGCCAGCAUAUAAACACUUCACCCUGCGACUACAAUGUGACUGAAAAACCAGUGGAGAAGACUCCCUGCAAGUAAGAGCUCGACAAACAGCCUCUCUUUAACUCUCACAGCUGAGCAGACAAACUAUGAAUCAUCUCUUCAUCGCUGAAUCCUUCCUCCUCCUCCUCCUCUCCUCUCAGCACAAAGAUGGAGGAGCAAUCAGCACCCUGCACAUCAUUGUCUCUUGUUCUGAUCACGCUCUGCCUUAUUCUUUUCUUCUCUCACUCUUCCUCUUUUCUUUGACAGCUAACCCCCCUCUCUCCUCUCCUCUCCUCUCCUCUUCUUGCAGGCAUGUGAUGUUUCGCUCCACCGUGCAGAGGAUCAGCUUUCCACCUGUAAGUAUCCAGUCACCAGGACUAGUUAUUAGGAUCAUUCAGUGUUUCCAUUGCCCACAAAAAGGCUUCAUUACAAUACACUUUCAAUGGGCUUUGGUUACAAGCUGUGCUCUGAUGUGUGCCUGGUAUGUGCUGUACAGGAGCUAGUUAUGACAACCACAGGGACUGAAGAAAACUGAUCCCACAGGAUGUCUGAUUGUAUCAUCUGAGGGCCCGUUAUGGCCCUGUGCUCGCUGACCAGCCAUCUGUGGUUCAUGUUGCAGAGUGUCGCAGCCUUCGCCCUGUGUCCGUGCUGGUAGCUGAUGGAUAUUUGAGCCGUGCUGGCAGCUGCUGAGUGUUGACAGAGAAGGAAAGGCGCUAAGAAAUCCCGAGGGUGUUAUUACUGCAGAGUUGGGAGCAGUUUUCUGCUGUUAGUGGUGUCACAGCAACUCCAAGACAAGUCUAUUGUCAAAGGUUAAGCAGCCAACAAAUCCCGCAGCAAAGUUAACUGGAAGUGCAGAUCUUUCAGACAGCUGGCCUGACAGGACAUUAGCAGAUCAUAAAUGAAGAGUCUUAAUGGUUUACAGUGAGGGCCUCUGGUCCUCCCUCAGACGCUCAGAGAGGAGUAAAAUGACACAGAUUUCUGCACAUACAAUAAAGAAACUCCAGUGAUAUGAGGAUAUUUGGGAACACAACACAAAAAGAAUCUUUUUUUCCUGAUUUGACUUAAUUUCAAUCCCCAGGCCACAGUGCGUCCCAGAUUUACAUGUUGUGCUUUUUUGCAAAAUUGUCUGCACGUGCUGCGCUGAAGGAACAAAUCCCCCCUGAGAUUCAAGCGAAUUAAAGUCAUAAUCCCACACAUUUCCAUAUGAAUACACAUCUCCCUCUAUGAGCACACAAAUGAUUCAACCUUUAACUACAGUAUGAAAACUUGCUGAUCCAAAUACCUGCUGCCACACCAGCAGCUUUGCUCUGUGGAUGCCAAAGCUGGUCAAAGCUGCAGAAAUAACUCAACUAACAUUGGAUGGAUUCCAGUGAAAUUUUGUACAGACAUUCCUGGUACUCAGAGGAUGAGAACUGCUAUUUCCAGUGAUUCUCGGCCAAUAUAUUUGAUUCAACUCACAGGUUGAUUUUAUUUUCAAAUGUUAGCAAUCGUUGAUCAACUCCACGCCAUCAAAUACAGGAUUUGUGGUUUUAGAAAAUACUGAGAGGAGUUUUAAUGGAUUUUGAAACACAUUCUUUCUAAACUGAAGGUGUGAUAAGAUUGGUUUAGUCUCUGUACUGAAUUUAGGUGCCUGUUUUGGGGUCACACUUCCUGCCAGAAAAGUCAAUCGAUCAAUGGCAUUCAGCCCAGCGGCUAUCUUUAGCUCCUCUGGUGAAGUUUGGCAUUGAAGACCAAGUUAGUGAGCAAGAAGAGGGGGGGGGUUUGUUGGAUAAUUUUACUUUUUACAUAAUGUUUUGUAUGUCUUGCAUAGCUAAUACUGGAGCAGGAUUAGUAACAAAAAAUUAUGUUUUUGGCUGAGGUAUUUCUUUUUAGACAGAGAAACUCUAUAACAGGGUUGACGCAGGAAAAGGGAGUACUUUAUUGGCCUUUAAAGACAAAAUAUCAUAUUUACAUUGUUGUGACAUUUACUGGAAUACUUGUGUAAACAGUAUGUCACAGGGGCUGUGACGGCCAACUUGACUUUACCAUGGACAGUGAUAAUGCUCAUCUUCAUCCUGUCUCUAUCCUGUAAGUAGAAUACUUCUUAUUGCAUACAAAAAGGUCAACAUCAUAAAAACUCUUUGCUUAUAGUUCAAAGUUUUGUUAAAGUUAUUUAACUUGCCUGUUCUCGGUUUAAUUGUAACUUUGGCAAAUUCAGCACAAUGAAACACAGAACAGUUUUUUUUUUGCACAAAAAGGGUAUUUUUCUUGGAAGUUUUGGAAUUUCCCAUUUAGGUCAGAUGUACUUUCCUUGUUGAGCAAAGAACAACUGUUAAUCAAGGUCUUGGAUCCAUGCAUCAAAAUUUUGAACUAGACUUUUUUAUACAAGCCUGACGCAGGUCUGUGCCUUCCUGUUUGCAUAGGGGUAGAUCGGGGGUUGUUCCAUUGUUCAGCAUUUGAGGUAGUAAAAAGGAGAAAUGGCAUUACUUGGAAUGGCAGAGUUGGCAUGAUUGAACAAAGUGUGUUUGUGUGUGUGUGAAUGUAAAGCUCACGCUGUUUGAUUACAUGUCACACUUAUUUGCUGUGAUGUUAGGUUAAAACUCACACUGGGGCACUAUUAUGAAGGCACUGCCUGGUUUGGUUGGAAGUAAAAAGACAGGUUAACAGCAGAGCUUUAUUAUGAGGCUGCUGCUGCUGAAAUCCUGGUGUUUCCAGUAUGUGACAGUUACUGUCUCCACUCAGGAGGACAUUCUGGUGUGCUGUGACACAAGAGCAAAGUAGGCCAGGUGCUACAUAUGUGAAAAUGUUUCACCUCUGUCCACCAGCUCCCAUGAAACAGACUUCCAUUAGCAACUUUGUGGAUGGUGAGAUGGGCAGCAGACCAGUCGCUGAGGAUCGAUUGAACGGGCACUGGGGCUGUCUGAGGAGUUGAGGAGUGAAAACCUCAUGGUCUCAGUCAGAAUCAGACAGCAGCUAAAAAUGAAAGACUGGUGCUGCGUUCAGGGACAGAGGGACAGUUUUAUGUCUGAGGAUGAGGAGGGUGGAGGGGGGUGAUGCUAUUUCUGCAUGACACGCCGCUGGUGGUGACCAGCUAUGUGUGUUAGUGGGUAAGAGGAAAAGAGAAGUGAAAGGCAAGGCAACAGGAGGAGGAAGUUAUUAACCCUAAACAUGAAUCACACAGUCUGAAAAAGAUGAAGCAAAACUAGUCCUUAAAACCAGGAAUCAAACCAGACCUGAUUCAGGACGCCUUGAAAACCUGGGUAUGUAACACUAAAAUAGAUCAACUAAACAGAGUCGGCGCAACCUUUAGAUAUCAGCACAGUGUAACAGCAGACUACAGUGUGUUGGUCCAGGAAGAAAAACAGUCCCUCAUUAAAUUCUUCACUUAUGUUGUACAGGAGGUCACACAGGCCUUCAGAGCUGAUAUACAGGGAGCUGCAGGUUUGUAUGCUAGAAACCUUGUUUGAAUGUGAAAGUGAAAGUGUAAUGAGCUCAGGCAACAUUGGAAAAAGGGUUAGUCGGAAGGUUUACAUACGCAGUUAAGUCAAUGGUAUGGUUAUAGCUUAGUUAGGCAAUUUAACAGGACUAACUGGACUACUGUCCUUGUCCCAGUUCACAAGUGCGAGCAAGAAUUGAAUUAUUGACAGAAACUUGUCCGUCUCUGCUUUGGUAGGUGGUGAUUGGCCCAUAAUUUUGCAUUAAAUCUUCGUAUAGAUGUGAUUUUAUUGAUUUAAAUGGACUACAUUUCACUUAUUGUGUGUUAAACAUAGUUUGAGUUGAGUCCAAUGGUUUACUCUGAAACAAACACACCUAGCUGUUAUCACUCACAUUUAUCAGUUAUUACUCACUCCUGUGUUACAUACCAUGUUUACUCUAUGACUCAUCUUCAGCUAACUACACUUCCUCUCUACAGUCUGGACUUCUUGUGUCUUUAACGUCUAUUGCCUUUUAUCCCUUCCAUUAUCUCAUAAUUGGAUGUUUGACCAUUCUCUGUAUGCAUUGAUAUGAUACAGUGUAUGUGUUGGAGUCUAUGAGUGGAGCUGCUUUUCAAGCAAUGGUGUAUUUGGUCUGCUAAUAAGAGAUAACAGACCGUCGCCAUAGAGUGCUGUUAUAUACUGACCAAUCAGACCAAUGAUCACUGCCGAGUAAUUACAUUUUUUUUUUUUUUUUUAAUCUCCGACUGUCUCAGAAAGAGGGAUCUGCUCCAUGCCAGUAUGAUCCACAGUUUAGAUCCUCAAAUGGCAUCACUUCCUGCUUCAGGUCCAGAUUACCACGGCUCCACUUUGAGGAAUCGGUGAGUCUGUGUCUUCACCACAAUUAAGCUUCACCCAUAAGGAUGCUAAGAGGUUUUCUGUCAUGUUUUGUGGAUCUGCAUGUUUACACGUGUGGGUACAUAGCUCUUAAGACUCUAAAUUUUAACUUGAUGAUUUAUGAUUGUUAGAUUCUUGUUGAGUAGAAAAAUGAGAUAGAGAAGGAGCCUGGAUAAGCUUAAUAUCCACAGUCAAAAAUUUCAAAUUGUCUUUUAUUACUGAACAUUUCUAAACAUUUAAUAGAUAACUUUUAAAAAUUGACACCAGUUUAUCUUUCAGUCAAGGUGAGGGAAAAGUAUUGAUUUAGUUUGGAUGAGAAUGACAAAAUGUCAUUUUAACUCAUUAAGAAGUUGAUUUAUUUCCUUUAUGAGACUGUUUUUAUGGGUUUAUAAUUUACGGUAAUGUACACAUUGAAAUAACAUUUUGACUCAAACUGAUAGGAUGUGUUUGCUAUUUCAAUUCUUGUUCCUUUUUCCCUGGUUAAUUUAAAUUCACAUAUUUUGAGAGCUGAAUUUUAACAUUUUGAAAUCAAAUUGACAAAUAAUGAGCCUAUGUAGCCAGGGCUACCAUAUUAACCUGGUCAUGUAUGUAAGUAACCAAUGAAAAACUUCAAAAGCCUGUUGACCCGGAGAGAGUACACGUGUGAUUGUUUUUGUUACAGUUGUGUCCUCCAUAUCUGGAUAUUUAUGGACUUCUGUUUGUAACACAAGAAACAAAGUAAUUCUAAAAUCCCACAAUGGAGUUUGUGAUGCUGAUCAUUACAAUUGUGCUGUGUGUAAUGCAACAGCAAACCUAAAUAUCUUCAAAACCAUCAGAAAAACUUCACUUGUGCACUUUUUGGUAAAAAAAAGAUGUUCAUUUUCAUGUUUCAAUUUGAAGGUGUUGAUUACUCUUCUUUGCCCAGUUGACACAAUUCACACGGAAGUCUACUCCUGUCACAAGAUUGGUCAAACAUUGACUCAAAGUGACAGUAUGUUUCUGAUCCUAACUUCAAAUGAUUGCGUUACAGUGCAUCAUAGUCACCUACAAAAAUUAUUGAUGUACUAAAACUGGACUGGAUCCAACAACCUUUUCUUUUUAGACCCAUUGUUUAAAAUGACUGUUGUAGCCUUAUCAGGUAUUAGUCAGUCAGUCAGUCAGUCAGUCACAUCACCAUCCAGGACUCUCUCUGCCUCUAUAGUCAAAGCUUCACACCUUAAGUGCCUAAGCAUGUACAGUCUUGCUUUUUCCUCACCUGUGGGGAAAAAAGGGCUGAUAGUAUGAUGUCUCAGUGUUCUUGAAAAUAUAACACAGCCCUCCCCCAAGCUGUACUUAUAGUUUAUGAAUGGAAAACACCAUAUAUUGAAGUUACAUCUUUGCACAGAUCAGAUUUCAACCACUGAAAAAUCACAAUUAUAACUUCAAUCUUAAUUUUACCCAGGAAUAAACAAUUAAUGAUUUAAUCAAAAAUGCGUGUCCAGUAUGAUGAUGUUUUUACUCAUUUUUGAUUUGUUGAAAUCAGGUCUUGGAAAUUCAGGUCAGAUUUCACUUUGUUUCUUAAAUUUCAAGGUAGAAACCCAAGUUAUUGCUCAGUGGAAUAAUUGAGCUGUUGAUGCCAGAAAAUAAAGAUUUUAACUUGCAAAAAAUUAAUCUUACCUUUGGCGUCUGACAGAUGCUGCAGUAGGCAUAUUUGAUAAGUGGAUUGGACUUUUUAUUUGUCGAGGGACAGAUCUUGAUUCUCACAACAGCUAAAACCUCCAUGGAUUAAUGUAGAAAUACCAUGAUUUCUUUUUCUCCCAAAACCCUGAAUUUGAAAGUGAUUGCAGGAUCAAAACAAUAUUUUAAUGCCUGUGUCUGUCUGUUCAUGCAUGUUUAGUGUGUAUUGUUUGUGUAUCUUACAGAAGACCCCUGGCCCGGGGGCUUACGAGCCCUGCUGGAAGUUGGAUAACCGUCUGAGCACAGAGGUCGUUGAUCCCUCGUUCAGCCUCCACUACCGCAACAUCUAAUGCAGACUUCCCACACCGCCUGGUUUCCAUCUGUGUAACGUAGGCCUAUACCUGAUAUUACAGUUAAAAUAAAAUAUGCAGGUGAAAUGCA
Xyrichtys novacula (pearly razorfish) is the source of this 10249-nucleotide messenger RNA. The record is from the annotation of a GenBank genome assembly. NCBI's taxonomy places the organism in Eukaryota, Metazoa, Chordata, Actinopteri, Labriformes, Labridae.